Molecule: messenger RNA, 867 nt
Organism: Arabidopsis lyrata subsp. lyrata
Lineage: Eukaryota; Viridiplantae; Streptophyta; Magnoliopsida; Brassicales; Brassicaceae
Exons: 1
Coding region: 251-595 (114 amino acids)
Source: RefSeq, a predicted model, not a curated record
AGAACUGAGAAUACCAAAUCAUACCGAACAUAAAAGAGAGAUUCAGUUUGGUUUAUAAAUCUAUUAGACCGGAUAAUCUAAGCUGAAACCAAUAUAAUUCCAGUUAAACCGACAAUUUCAAUACCAAAUUGAAUUUCUCGGUUCGGUUCGAAUUAACCUUUUGUUUUGUUGGUCGUGGACGUAUAUAGUUCCACACUAACACAUCUGAGCAUUUCCUUUUGCUUACAGCAGAAAUAUCGGAACCAAAGCGAUGCCGUCGACGCAGUCCUUGACCGUCGCAGCGAAGACGCUACGAAAUCGGAUCUUCUCUAGGUCUGGAUCUACAUCCGCCGGUCCGAGUCGGUGGGCGACGCCAGGUCACGAGGAGCGGCCUAAGGGUUACUUUAUGAACCGGACUCCUCCGGCACCAGGACAGUCGCGAAAAUGGGAAGAUUGGGAGCUUCCUUGUUACAUCACUAGCUUCCUCACAAUUGUUAUCCUCGGCGUCGGACUCAAUGCCAAACCUGAUCUUUCAAUCGAGACUUGGGCUCAUCAGAAAGCUUUAGAGCGUCUCGAGAUGGAGAAGCUCGCGACCGCUGGAGAUUCGUCUGAUUAAGCAUCACCGUUGGAUCUCCGGAUGCUUGAUUUGGUAUGUCUUAUUUUCCGGGAGUUGAGGAGUUUUUUUCCCGUUUUAUGAUGAUGAUCACGAAGACUGGAGAGUUAGGGUUUCGUUUGGCCCUUGAACUGUGUUUCAAAUCUCCUUUGUUUUGUCGAUAAUGAUGAUGUUUAUGAAAUAAGUGUUCUUUUAACUGUUUAGACGCACUUGCCCUCACUUAUUACUACCUUUCUCAAAUUUGGUUACACUUGCUUUGAUCCUUUCUCAAGUUA